Molecule: messenger RNA, 6257 nt
Organism: Rana temporaria (common frog)
Lineage: Eukaryota; Metazoa; Chordata; Amphibia; Anura; Ranidae
Gene: SYTL2
Product: synaptotagmin like 2
Exons: 23
Coding region: 439-5529 (1696 amino acids)
Biological process (GO): intracellular protein transport; exocytosis
Cellular component (GO): plasma membrane; exocytic vesicle
Molecular function (GO): small GTPase binding; neurexin family protein binding
Source: RefSeq, a predicted model, not a curated record
CGCCCCUCCCCGCCUGCUGAUCAGCGCUGCGCUCUGCCUGUUGCAGGAUUGAUCUCAGUGUGAGGACUGAUCAGGGAUCGAUCAUAGAGGAUCACAUCGCCGCCGCUCAGCAUUGGGGUUAUAAGCCGCCCCUGGACGCCGAGAGCCGACACACUGGAGCUGCAGUGAUGUGCCAUUAUAUGUUCGCCUCUGCUUGGAAACGUCUACCCUAAGUGACACCUGAAAUGUACAGAUGUGGAGCAUGUGACCUUGCGAACAAUAAAGUGGCUGCUUCCCAAAACUCUGCUGCCCGAGACUAAUGCUCAGUGGUUCUUCGGAGACCAAGGAGUGGACUGGGCUAGAUUCUUGCACCUCAACCGGCCUCCUUUGAGACUGUCUGUCUGCAAGACGAUCGUUCUUGUAUUCUACGUACACUGCUAUUGAUUUCUGGAACUCAAAAUGAUUGAUCUCAGCUUUUUAACGGAAGCCGAGCAGGAGGCGAUCCUGAAAGUCCUCAACAGAGAUGCUGAGCUGAAGAAGUCGGAGGAUCAACGUGUAAAGAACCUGCAUGAUGUAGUGCACGAUGAUAACGAGUUUAAAUACAAAAGUGGACAAUGGUUUUACGAUGCAAAAUCAAAACGUCAUAGAGAGAAAAUUCAUGGUGUCGACCUGGUCAGAGCAUCAAUUAGGAAAAGGAAAAAACCAGCAACAAUAGCUGAGCUAGGUGAGCUCAAUAAGGAGAGUUCAAAGAGACGCUGGGUAAACGGUGUCAACCAAGACCUUUUUAUUCCUCCAGAGUUGUUUGGAGUCAUGGAAGCACCAGAUGAAGCUGAGGAAGAUAUAAUGGUUAAAAAACAGGAGGGGAAUCAAAGUUCCAAAAAAGUUGGCUUCACAUCCGAAAAAGAACAAGAGAACUUGAGGAACGGAAUUUUUUCCCCUCCAAAGGCAAGACAAAAUCCAUUCAAUUCUGAAGGCUUACAAGAUGAUACAGACUACAAUAAUGAAGCUCCAAGCCUGAAUCCUAAAAAUGUUCAAAUGAACGGGACUGAAAAGCCUAAAACUGACAUCAUGUCGUCCUUAGCUAAAUACGGUGUGAAAUUACCUUAUCCAGAGCUAUCCAAAAGCAAGCUGAACACACCAAAGGCUCAGGAUGGCAAUAAUUCACAAAAGGAAGACGUGCCGAUUCCAGUGCCGAAGCCGAGAACUUUUAAAGUGAAUGGUCAGCCGCAGGAUCGCUCGAACUCAACGCUUAAGAGAGAUGACUCUUUAAAUGAUGAGGAGCCUCUCUAUGCAGUUGUGAAUAAGACUCCAGCAGCCUCCUCUCCAAGUCAAGCACAAGACUUUGAUAUGGACGAUGCCCUCAUGGAGCCAAGGUUUCAUGGCCAAAGAGGGAAGACUCAAAAUAUUUACCUAAAUGAGAAGCCGCUGGUGUUUGGAAAAAGCUUUAGUGGAGAAGGGAAAGUAACCUUGGAGUCCAGCUAUCCUAGUAAGAAGCAUAGAGAAAGCUACAGCCUUUCCAGUGAAGAAGAACUGUCUCCAGAAAAAGCCAGAAUUUCCAAAACCUCCCCCGGUCACAUGGUAAAUAAGCCAGUGGCUAUUACCCAAGACGCUGAUGAUCCUGUUGAAUCUGUUGCACUCUGGAGACAACCUUUUAAGUUGGAGAGCCAAGAACCAAGACAGCCUUCUCCUGAAUUGAGAAAAGAGCAGAAAACUGAUGUUAAAGCUAAAGACUCAUUUGGUAAAACCUAUUUAGAAAAUCCACCUACUUCUAAAAUUGCCUUUGGAGAAAAUGGCAAGGAGGCAGAAUAUAAGUCUAUAGUUCUCCAAAAUAGGUAUGAUGCUAAACGUAAGCCACUUGGAUUAACCGCUAACUUAGUCCAAAAUGUAUUAGAACCUUCUAAAACUAGUGGUCAGCCAGAUUAUUUGCUUCAUAAAAAUAAAGACAGAAAAGACUUGCCCAGAUCAUCACAUUUUAAUGUGAUGUCUUUGAAAGAUAGAAUGAAUGAAAUGCCAAGGGAACAGAUGUCGAACCCUUCCCAGUUUCAGAGCGUAAAGCAUUUCUGGAAUGUAGAGGAGAAAAAUCUGCCCCGAGAAACAACCGUUACAUCACCAGAUAAAAUCCUUAUGCAUGUCUCAAGCAGAAAUAAGCCUACUAAACCUGAUCUAAGACGAAGCUCAGAGAUGCCAACAGAUAAAGUCCUACUCCCGAACACACCAGACAACCUUUCAGAAGUGGAGCAGACUUCUCAGAAAGUAGCUUCGUGGUUAGCACAAACACCGACUGUUUAUGUGGAUAACCAGAUGGAUCAGAAUGAAGAUCAGUUAUCUUCUGGGAAGAAAAUUUUAGAGCAAGGCCAAAAGUCAGCAAUACCUAAAAAAUCGGAUGAUUUUACAAACGCUCGUCAAAAACUCAGAGAAGAGGUUUUGGAAACCCCUAAGAUAACAGAAACUGAAAAAUCCAAGACAGAUGAAAUUCAAAUGAUGUCACAGGGGGAGCCUGACUUGGGGUACCACAAGCAAACCACCAUAACAUUUUCUCCUAUUUCACAAAAUUACAAAGAAAGGCAAGCUCCUACUACAGAUCUUAAAAUGACAGACAGAGGUUUUUAUAGCAGGGUUAUUCAGAUGAGUAACAAACCGUCCCCUGCAAAAGAAACGCUCCAUGUGGAACCAAAGAAUGAACCUUAUGAUGAAAAGUCACCCAGGGAAUCUAGAAUUGGUUUUGAGAUGCUCAAUAAUGGUAUUUCAGAUGAAGAGGUGCGAAAAGAACCAAGCCUGCCCAAAGAGGAAAGUGAGGCAGAGGAAAUAAUAGAGAAGUCAGCAAUACCCAGGAGUAGAGAUCAACAAGAUUUUAUCUUUGCUCUGAAAAAACUAGAAAUUGAAGCCUCUAAACAACCUUUUCUAGAUUUUGAAGUGAAAGAUCAAGGUGAGAUACCUAAAGAAGAAAUAACACAAAAUACAGUUACUCCUGUGAAAUCCUCUAUUAAAAUUGGCUUUAAACAUUUUAGCUCAGCCAGUGAUACUAAUGAACUUGAUAUGCCUACAGAUCAGGCAGAGGAAAUAAUAGAGAAGUCGGCAGUACCCAAGAGUCGAGAUCAACAGGAUUUUAUCUUGGCUUUGAAAAAACUAGAAAUUGAAGCCUCUAAAAAACCUCUUCCAGAUUUUGAAACUGACUAUCAGGAUGGGUUGCCUAAAGAAGAAAUUACACAAAACACAGUUACUCCUGUGAAAUCGUCCUUUAAAUCUGGCUUUGAACAUUCUAGUUCAGCCAAUAAUGCGUUUGAGACACCUACAGAUCACUCUGUAAAAUUCCAACCUCAGCGUAGCUAUGCAUAUAAUAAAGAAUCUGGUACUGAAGUUCCCAGUGACAUGGAAGAAAUGAUAGAGAAGAGCAUGGUACCAAGUAAAAAAGAUAAUGAGGAUCUCAGUAUUGCCUUGAGAAAGCUGGAGCUUGAGGCCAUUGAGCAAGAGUCUGACGAAUAUGCUAGCAUCAAUCAAGGGGUUGAGUUUGAGAAGCCGGAAAGUCAACUGGCUUUACAGACCAACUCAAAGGAUCAAUCUGAUAUAAAUUAUCCAUACCUAAGUAAUGAUGGGAAAAGCGUGGAUGACCUGGAGCAACCACCAGACCUGGAGCAACCACCAAAAGUAUCCUCGUAUGGGUUAAAAUAUCCAAGUCGGCUAGACACAUUUGAUGGACAAGGAAAACUUUCAGUUUCCGAAGAACCAAUAGAAAAAAAGAGUGUUGAAUCUCAAGAAAGCAGUGUUGAUUUUCACAACCGCUUAAUGCGGUUGGAGGAACAAGCAAAGAUUCCUGAUGUCCCUGAAGAUCUGUUGGUGGAUGACACGGUUAAAGUUUCCCAGUUUCCAAACCGAGAAGUAGUAAUUUCCAAAAAGGUGUACUCAAGCAUCGAAUCGAUGCCAUCAAUUGAAAAUUUCAGUGAGAGUGGGAAGGCUAAGGAAGUUGAUUCUUCAUGGAAUAGACCUAAAGACAUUCAUGAUCCUAAAUCACAAGACUAUUCUCACCAUGAAGAGCUGGCUAAUUAUCCCCACUCUCCUGAACCCUCUGGCUCAUACGCGGGAAAUGGAAAUCUGCCAUAUAAGAAGCCAGAGGUUGGAUCUUCUGAAGUUUUAAACUCAAAGCCAGGUAUGGACGAAUCUAACCCCAUAUUGCGUGCACUGAAAAGGAGCGAAGCUAAAAUGCUCAACUCCAAAGCUGUACAGGAGGUGUCCCCCACAAGUACAAAUCAAUUAAAUUCAAGCAGUCCAACAGAAGAUAUACCAGUGAACUCCUUUCCACAAAAUGCUGAAACACUAAAACGACUGAGCCAGUCUGUGCCGGCUUUCAUUAAUGACGACAUCUGCCAUUGCACUCCUGUUCUCAUUGUAUGUAAAACUGUUGAUACUGAUGGCAGGGAUACAGACUCGGCAUCAGAAAGCAGUUUUCAGAUUGGCAGACACAAGAAAAGCCCCAGCUCUCUAACCAAUCUUAGCGGCUCCUCUGGCAUGGCGUCAAUGUCCUCUGUAAGUGGAAGUGUCAUGAGCAUCUACAGCGGGGAUUUUGGCAACGUUGACAUUAAAGGUGGCAUUGAGUUUUCAAUCGACUAUGUGGAGCAACUGAAGGAGUUCCUGAUUUACAUUUACCAGUGCAGAGAACUGGCGGUAGCCGAACCGAAGAAACAGCGUUCUGACCCAUAUGUGAAGGCCUAUUUGCUCCCAGAAAAGGCGAAGAUGGGUAAAAGAAAAACGGCUGUGAAGAAGAAGACGCUGAACCCGGUUUACAAUGAAAUACUGAGGUACAAGAUUCCCAAGCAGUCUCUUCUGGCACAAGCUCUGAACCUGUCGGUGUGGCACCAUGAUGCACUGGGCCGGAACAGCUUUUUGGGUGAAGUUAACGUGAAUUUAGGGACUUGGGACUGGAGUGACACACAGAGGAAAUGGUAUCAGCUGGAAGCACGAACCCCGGCUGCUGGUAUUGGGUUGGAGAACAGAGGAGAGAUGAAGCUCUCUUUGAAAUAUGUUCCGAUGUCAUCCUCCGGAGACAUUGCUUCAUUUGUCAUUCACAACCAGAUACUCGACCCACAACACAGACGAGCAUCGGGGUCAAAGCCGAACCUGACUGGGGAGGUCCACAUCUCGAUCAAAGAUUGUCUGCAGCUGCCUAUGCUGCGGGAGAACAAAAUUAACUCCUUUGUUAAAUGCACGGUACUUCCUGACACAAGCAGGAAAAGUCGGCAGAGAACGCGCACAGUGGAUAAGACGCCUAAUCCAUAUUUCAACCACACAAUGGUUUAUGAUGGCUUCAAGGCAGAAGACCUGAGGGAGGCUUGUGUGGAGCUCACGGUGUGGGACCAUAACAGGCUAUCAAAUCACUUUUUGGGAGGAAUAAGAAUUGGCCUGGGAACAGGAAAAAGUUACGGGACACCUGUAGACUGGAUGGACUCCACCCCUGAAGAAGCGAUAAUGUGGGAGAAGAUGAUGACCUCACCCAAUACCUGGAUUGAUGGCAUGCUGCCACUGCGAAUGUUCAAGAUGGCCAAGCUUGCAAAAUAAAUCCCAUAAUGCCGUCUACUCAUCCAUCAUUUUCUAGCACUGUAAACACUUUCUUACCUGGAAACCUCACCGGCUUCUCGUUGACGUCGGCACACGCUGUAUCUUAAGCCACAAGUUGUUUCAAGUUACGAUCUGUAGAUGUCCCAAAGACUGUGGACCUCCACUGUGUUCUGGUUACAAGGUCUACUGCUAUUGGUACAAGGCCCCAGGACCUUCUCUACAGAGAUCCUAACAUUUCCCAUAUAAAUAUCUGUCUGUCAGCAGUUGAAAAUGUACUUUGUACCCCUGAUACCUAUAGAAAAUGUCUUGGUAUGGUUUUGUUUUCUUUUGUGGAGGCCAAUUUUAAUUGCCAGCCCUUCUGUCUCGGGGGAACCAGACAACAUGGAAACGGUCUUGCUCUUUUCAGGGUUUUUUUUUUCUUACAGAAAAUGUGGCAAAAGGUGUAAAAUAUGGUAAAUAUAGAUCUCUAUAAAUAUAUUUAAUUUCUAUUGACAACAUGAUUUUUGUUUUCAUAUGUGGGUUUUAUUGGUAAGGAGCACGUUUCCUAUAUUAUCGAAUAUUCAUGUGGUUUUUUUUUUGUUUCUGUUCUUUCAAUGUUUUGGGCUAUGUAUAUGUACUUGUGGGUUUUGUACAAAACAUAAAAUGUCAAUACUGACAAAGAAAUUGCUUUUAGAAUAAAGAUGUAUAUAUGUAAUUAUCUUAAUAAAAUGAUUGAAUUUAUACUCCAA